This is a messenger RNA of Corylus avellana, 1947 nucleotides long. Its product is annotated as F-box protein At5g46170. The record is from RefSeq and is a predicted model, not a curated record. Lineage: Eukaryota; Viridiplantae; Streptophyta; Magnoliopsida; Fagales; Betulaceae. Gene Ontology annotation, molecular function: protein binding.
GCACAACACAUCCAUCCACCCUUUUUACCGUAACGCGCAUAAGAUCCUCUCUCGCUCUCUCUCUCUCUCUCUCUCUGCUUAUUCCUUCAACAACCCCCCUUACCUUCGGUCCCUGUCUUCCCCAUCUUUGAAACGCUUUUCUGAAGUUCAUAUCUCCUCCACAUCUCCAAUCCUUGCAAUUACCAAAUAUAUAUAUAUAUAUAUUGGGAUUUUUUGUUCCUUCUCUUUCUCUUUCUCUCUGUGGGGGUGUUUUAUCAUCUCCCAGAUCUAUUUCAGACGCCCAUCACAGCCACAAACGGACCUUCUCGGUCUCUCUGGCUCUUGUUCUGAUCGGAUAGAUCGAAACCCAGAAAGGAUAUAGUGAAAAGAAUGUCGCAGGCUCUCUCAGAUGACAACUUUAUUGACCAUUUUGACCGGAUACCGGACUCCCUCCUCCUCCUCGUCUUCAACAAGAUCGGAGACGUGAAGGCUCUCGGCCGGUGCUGCGUGGUGUCGCGGCGCUUCCACUCGCUGGUUCCGCAGGUGGAGAACGUGGUGGUCCGCGUGGACUGCGUUAUCUCUGACGAUGACUCGUCUUCUUCCUCUUCCCCUUCUUCGGCUGAGAAAUCGCGGAAUCCCUUUUCCAAUAUUUUCCGCUUCGUCUUCUUGGGCACCAUCGUCAAGCCCUUUCAGUUCCUGACCCAGUUCCUUGGCGGACCCAAGAGGGUCUCGUCGUCUUCCGGGUCGCCGGGCUCUUCCUCGUCGCUGUUCCUCGCCGAAGAUGGAGACUCCGACCAGGGCGCCGUGACCCACCACUCACCGACCCAGGUCCUCAAAAACUUCAACGAGGUUCGGUUCCUCCGGAUCGAGCUUCCCAGUGGCGAGCUGGGCAUCGAGGACGGUGUUUUGCUCAAGUGGAGGGCCGAUUUCGGGUCCACGCUCGACAACUGCGUGAUUCUCGGCGCGUCGUCGGUGGUCCACACGGCGAAGAUUCCGAACGACAAUGUCACGGAUGGGUUUUGCGCGAAUAGCAAUGGGGGCGAAGAUAACGGAAGCAUACCCGAGUCGUUUUACACGAAUGGGGGUCUGAAACUGCGCGUAGUUUGGACGAUCAGCUCAUUGAUCGCGGCCUCGGCGAGGCACUACUUGCUCCAGCCGAUCAUUUCGGAGCACAAGACGCUGGACAAUCUGGUGCUGACAGACGCGGAUGGGCAGGGCGUGUUGUGCAUGAACAGGGACCAGCUCGAGGAGCUGAGGGUGAAGCCCCUCUCGGCCUCUUCGGCGUCGAAGAGGACCCAAGUGCCUGCGCUCAACAUGCGGCUCUGGUACGCGCCGCACUUGGAGCUGCCUGGUGGGAUGGUUCUGAAGGGCGCGACGCUGGUGGCAAUUCGGCCGAGUGAGCAAUCGGUGGUGAGGAAGGAGGUGUCCGAUGUGUCGUGGGUGUCGACGGCCUUCGAGGAGCCGUACGGAACUGCGGCGAAGAUGCUGGUGAAGAGGCGGACUUACUGUCUUGAGAUGAACUCCUUCUGAAUGACAAAGAUUGGAUCUGAGGGAAAGCACAAUCGUUCAAGAGAAGGUGAAAUUUACUUGUUUUUGGCAUAGAGAGAAUUAGAAGACACAAUUUUGCUUUAUGAGUAUCUCAAGUUGGGUGCCAAGCCAUCUUGCUUUGAACUGCCACUGAAACACCAAUCCUUGCUUAGUAUGCACGCGCUGCUAAUCUCUUGCCCGUUGUGCUCGAGGCGAUGGUGGAACUGCAUCAGUUGGUUGUUUUGAUUUAAAGCAUAUGCUUGUAAGAGUGCAUACAUGCAACUAAAUGAUGUUGUAAGAUCUUUCAGUUUGUAGUCAUUUACUUUCUUUAAAAUCGUCUCUCUGUAUGUGAAUAUUGUAGGUACAAAUAUGUUAUGCUUCUGUUAUACUUAUAGAGCAAUGUACUCUGCUUUAUCCUUCAAAUCAUUUACUGUUAAAUCA